AUGGCAUUCGUUGCCCAUUUCAGCGGUCUCUCAACCUGGCCGACAUGCUUUUCAUUCACGCUUGGCCUUUUCCUCGGCGGUCUCGACCUCCUGGCGCUGGAUGGUUGGGGCUGCGGUGGCGAGCGAAGUUUUGGGAAGGACGGUAUGGGGAGGGCGAUUGGCUUCAUCUUUGAGGUUCUGUGCAAUCUGCUUUUAAUCUUGUCGCCAAGUUUAAAUGGUACACCAAGGUGGCGCAUUCUGAGGUUUGCGUGA
Messenger RNA from Pyricularia oryzae 70-15, 252 nucleotides. RefSeq lists its product as uncharacterized. The transcript is spliced from 2 exons. NCBI's taxonomy places the organism in Eukaryota, Fungi, Ascomycota, Sordariomycetes, Magnaporthales, Pyriculariaceae. The record is from RefSeq and is a predicted model, not a curated record. The coding region runs from base 1 to 252 and encodes 83 amino acids.